This is a messenger RNA of Haliotis rubra (blacklip abalone), 2744 nucleotides long. RefSeq names its product Bardet-Biedl syndrome 10 protein homolog. Gene Ontology annotation, biological process: chaperone-mediated protein complex assembly. Gene Ontology annotation, molecular function: ATP binding. Bases 396 to 2261 code for a protein of 621 amino acids. NCBI's taxonomy places the organism in Eukaryota, Metazoa, Mollusca, Gastropoda, Lepetellida, Haliotidae. The record is from RefSeq and is a predicted model, not a curated record. The transcript has a single exon.
GGCGUCCCAUCAAGAAUGUUUACGGCAACAGUUACCACAGUCAUUUUUUAGCUCGAUAAGCAUGUUCUUCCUCUUUUAUCAAUGACAAGAUGUUUCAGAAAAGGCUUUGGACAGAAACGCUUUGCUGUGCGCUUUGUAAUUUCACAAAAGUAUUUGGCUGUGUCUGAACUAAACGUUCUACUGCUACACAAUGAACACAAUACCUCUAUAAACGACGCCGAUGACAGCUUAGAAGGGGAUUAUCUUUGAAUAUCUGUCACCUUUUUACUGAACAAAAAUUGAAGUUGACGUAUGACAGAAGCAUGUUUCAAGUCCAUAUAGUAUAGCUCAUUUACUGAUUCGUUUAUAUGAGACUGCAUCAUAAAUGGAUCUGCAGUAUUUAGUGAUAUGGUUCUAUGUGCACUUGCAUAUCUGUAACAGUCUUACUGAUUAUUUCUGAUCUCUUACAGACCAUUAGUAACACUUACACAGUAAAAGCAAAGAUGUCAAAAAGUAACUUGCACUUCAAAAUUAAAAGAGAUAUCGUAAGGACUAUCUCAUCGAUUGUGUGCAAGUCAUAUGGACCAGAUUGUCAGCAGACCCUUCUAUGCACAUCAACCGGCAUGGUCCUAGUUACAUCAGAUGGGAUGUGCAUACUUCACAGUCUCCAUCUGUGUCACCCUGUUGCUACAGUGGUGGUGAAAGCCAUACAGAAACACCACCUCAUGACUCGUGAUGGCACAAAGACAUUCUCGCUAUAUCUAUCACAAGCAGUAACAGACUUGGACAAAACACUUAACUGCUCCCUAUCUACAGAUCACAUUGGGACGUCAGUUGAUCAGUUCUGUUACACAACUGCACAGCAUCUCAUUAGAAUUGAACGUGAUGUUUUACCCCAAAUUUGGAGAGAAUUAUCCCAGAAUUCUACUGUUAAGCAUGUCGAAGGUAAUUUGCCACUGAUCAAAUUAAGAUCAGUCAUAAACACAUGCUUGGCAAGCCAUUUGACAAAACAUACAAGACAUGUUCUCUUAGAGUUAGUUUUGAGUUCUUUAGGGGCAAGUGAAUCUGGAAUAUUCACAGACAUUUCUAUAGGUGUUCUAAAAAGACAGGUGACAUUUAUGAUUGACAACUUUGACUUCCUCCAUUUCAAACUUCCCAAACAACUGUGUGAAACAUCAUCAUUUCUGCCAGGAUUUCUGCUCAGGCAAGAUUUUUUAGUGAAACACCCUCGGCUUGGUGAGAAUGAAGAUAUCAAGUUUCUGAUGUUGUCUUGCUCUGUGGAAGGAAGUUCUAAUGAAAACCCAGAUGAAGUUGUUUUUCUGAAGGACAAGGAGGCAGCAUACACCGCUCUUUCUUACAGAGUAACCAGGGCAAGCAAAUACUUGACUGAUCUCAAACAGAAGGAUGUGUCUUUAAUACUCUGUUCAGAAACUGUUCCCCAGUUUGCAAGAUCUCUAUGUAGGGAUUUGGGCAUUAGUGUCAUCAGCUGUGUGGAACAGGAGGACAUUCACUUCAUUGAAAGGAUCACAGGAGUGCAGGCUGCCACCAGCAUAUCUGGUUCAGUUGACAGCAUGCAGACUGGUCAGCUGUCUAGUUGUGACAGGAUUGUGUUAGGAACCCAACGUGUUGCUCAUCUACAGUUUGCAAAGACAAAGACUUUCAUAUCACCAAGAACAAUUGUCAUAGCAGCACCAACCGAUGGACUUGUGGAUCAGUUCAGGACUGCUGUGUAUAAGUCAUACAAGUCAGUUCAAAUGUGCUUUGCUUUCCAAGUGACUUGCAAUACAGAUGAUUCCCUUGGCGAGAAUUGUUAUCAAGAAAAGCCUGAAGAUCUCACCACAUCUUCAGACAGUGGAGAGUUCUGUGUUAUUGGAGGAGGUGGGUUCUUUGAGCUCAGGACAGCAGGCAUGUUGAAGAAGCUGUCAAAUAAUUUCACAGAUGUCAAGAUAGGCCAUGGAUGUCAAGUCCUUCAUGAUUGCCUGCUGUCUGUUCCGCGACACCUUCACAAACAGUUAUCCCCGGAUCAUGGUACCAAAGGCAGGGACUACCUGGAGAAGCUUCAGCAGUUAUGGGCAACAAUAGAAGAGGGAGGGGUUGCUGGUCUGGACAGGAAGGGGAGGAUCUGUAAGCCUGUAGAUGUUGGAAUACUGGAACCUCUUGCCUCCAAAGUGUUGACCUUGACCUCUGUGGUGCAGCUUCUCCAGCAGCUGCUGAGGAUCGAUGCUGUUGUCAGCGUCCAGAAACUAGAAGCAGUUGAGAUGUUUUCUGAUGAUGAUUUGUAGACUUGACAGAAUGCUGGUAGGAUACAGACUCAUCUAUGGCUGCUGACAGCAAGUGUAUAAUGACAUAACAGUUUAAAUCAUUGGUUUGUUAGCACUGUUCUGGUGCUCACGGUUUCAUUUAACAGAUAAAUGUCUAAAACAUGCACCAUUUGGACUCUCUUUUCGCAUUAAGUGUACUGUAACUUUAACAUUCUCCAAAGCGGUGUGUUGGGUGGAACAAAUUCACUCUUGUUGGGGCUUUGGGCAUUUAAGGUGUCUUUAAAAAGUUGGUUCCACUCCUCACAUGGAUGCAAUACUCCUUGAAAGCCCCACCUAUCAUAUAUGGCAGGAAUAAUGCUGAAAGUCAUGCUCACUCACUCACUCCAAAUUGUUGUUUACUUUAGACAUCUAACUUUCCAGAUUAUCAAGUUCUGCUUGUUAAUAUUUUGUAUGAUGAGAUAAACGAGAAAAAAUUAAAUGGAUGCAUUUUCCGUGACAUUUUCA